AAUUACGUCUUGCCAAUAGACGUAAUCAGAGGAAAAAAAAGAGAGCUGAGGAAACAGAAGAAGAGAGAAAAUUACGUAUUGAACAUGAAUGUAGCCAAAGGCAAAAUAAAUUAAAUACAAAAACACCAGAGGAACGAGAAGAACGCCUUGCACAAGAGAGAGAAGUGCGUCUUGAACAUAGAUGUAUUCAAUGGAGUAAAAAAAAAGCAGAAGCCAAUAAUGAACCUAUUGUGGAAAGUGGACAACUUUCAGAAUCUGAUAGAAACCUUUUAAACACUUUUCGCAAAAUAAUGGCAAAAACCAAAAACAGUGCAAUUGAUAAGGCCCUGAGUAAUCUGCAAAAUAAUAACAAUCAGCCCCUAAUAAUUGAAUUGCCCAAGAUUAAUCGUGCACCAAUUGAUGAGUUUAAUACUCCAGGAUACAUGGCACGUGCAUUUCCUACACUUUAUCCCUAUGGUAUUGCUGACUUAUAUGCACCUCGAAUAAAAAAA
Molecule: messenger RNA, 491 nt
Organism: Racocetra fulgida
Lineage: Eukaryota; Fungi; Glomeromycota; Glomeromycetes; Diversisporales; Gigasporaceae
Source: the annotation of a GenBank genome assembly